Molecule: messenger RNA, 3486 nt
Organism: Tupaia belangeri chinensis (Chinese tree shrew)
Lineage: Eukaryota; Metazoa; Chordata; Mammalia; Scandentia; Tupaiidae
Gene: ST7L
Product: suppression of tumorigenicity 7 like
Exons: 14
Coding region: 67-1620 (517 amino acids)
Molecular function (GO): protein binding
Source: RefSeq, a predicted model, not a curated record
CCUGCUGCGCUUGCUCCGGCCCGGAGCCCGCCGCUGGGCUGGAGGGAGCGGCUGCGGGCUGGGCUGAUGGGGACUGGGGCCUCGUUUUGGUUCGUGGCGGGGCUGGGACUGCUUUACGUUCUGAGGGUCCCGCUGAGACUGUGUGAGAACUUGGCAGCCGUGACAAUAUUUUUAAAUUCAUUGACACCCAAAUUCUAUGUGGCACUUACAGGGACAUCUUCUUUGAUAUCAGGACUAAUAUUUGUAUUUGAAUGGUGGUACUUCCAUAAGCAUGGCACAUCUUUUAUUGAACAAGUAUCUGUAAGUCAUUUGCGACCACUAAUGGGAGGAACAGAGAGCAGCAUUUCAGAGCCAGGUUCUCCUAGCAAGAGAGAAAGCGAAACCAGCAGACAGAAUUUGUCAGAAUGCAAGGUCUGGAGAAACCCUCUAAACCUUUUCAGAGGAGCAGAAUAUAGGAGAUACACUUGGGUGACGGGUAAAGAGCCACUUACAUACUUUGACAUGAACUUGUCAGCUCAGGACCAUCAGACCUUUUUCACCUGUGACACAGACUUCUUACGUCCUUCAGACACAGUUAUGCAGAAGGCAUGGAGGGAAAGAAAUCCUCCAGCUCGAAUCAAAGCAGCCUAUCAAGCUUUAGAAUUAAACAAUGACUGUGCCACUGCGUAUGUUCUACUGGCUGAGGAAGAAGCCACAACCAUUGCAGAUGCCGAACGGUUAUUUAAACAGGCACUCAAAGCAGGAGAAACAAUUUAUAAGCGGUCACAGCAGUGCCAGCACCAAAGUCCUCAGCAUGAAGCUCAACUGAGGAGAGAUACCAAUGUGCUGGUAUAUAUUAAAAGAAGAUUGGCAAUGUGUGCAAGAAAAUUAGGAAGAAUAAGAGAAGCAGUAAAAAUAAUGAGAGAUUUGAUGAAAGAAUUUCCUCCUCUUACCAUGUUGAACAUCCAUGAAAAUCUUUUAGAAUCACUUUUAGAAUUACAAGCCUAUGCAGAUGUUCAGGCAGUCCUAGCAAAAUACGAUGAUAUAAGCCUCCCAAAGUCAGCAGCAAUCUGUUAUACAGCAGCAUUGUUGAAGACAAGGACUGUUUCAGAUAAAUUCUCUCCAGAAACCGCCUCUAGAAGAGGGUUAAGCACAGCAGAAAUUAAUGCUGUGGAAGCAAUUCAUAGAGCUGUGGAAUUUAAUCCUCAUGUUCCAAAAUAUUUACUAGAGAUGAAAAGUUUAAUUUUACCUCCAGAACACAUUCUAAAACGGGGUGAUAGUGAAGCAAUUGCCUAUGCUUUCUUUCAUCUUCAGCACUGGAAGAGAAUAGAAGGGGCUCUUAAUCUGCUACAGUGUACAUGGGAAGGCACUUUUAGAAUGAUUCCAUACCCAUUAGAGAAAGGACAUCUAUUUUAUCCUUAUCCCAGUUGCACAGAGACUGCUGAUAGAGAACUAUUACCGACCUUUCAUCAUGUUUCUGUUUACCCAAAGAAGGAUCUUCCUUUUUUUAUCCAUUUCACAGCAGGACUGUGUUCUUCUACAGCAAUGAUAGCCCUUUUCACACACCAGUUUCCUGAAAUCAUGGGUAUUUUUGCUAAAGCUGUAAGUAUGAUCUCAAGGACUUGUGUAGAGUAUUUGUAAAAACACACAAGAAAACAUUCAGAUCUGUUUGUGCUAACCCAGUUGAGCAGUGGAAGAAAUUUGUUAAAGUAAAUUAAAGGAAUUGAUUUGUAAAGUUUUGGUCAUAAAUAUGUCAAACAUAAGUUUUCGGUGAUUUGACCUAUAUUUCUGCUGCUUAAAUGUUUAAAGAAUACAUUCAUAUAACAUUAUAAAAUGUAUCCUUGUAGAUCACUUUUGGUGAUAAACAUAGCACUUGUUAUUAGUUAAGGAAUAAUCCAGCUCUCUUUUACCAUUAGUAAAUUUUCUUCAGCAUUUAAAAUAAUUCUCUAUUUUGUAAACAAGCCUUUUAAUUUUUCCAUUUAAGUGAAAUAAUUUAUUCUAGGGAUUUAAUGAACUUUAAAUUCAAGAAUGCAACUAGGAUGGUGAACAAAUAGGUGAGACGGGACAGAUGGGACAUUCACCCUGGGUAUAAUACGCAGAGGUUCUUCCAGCUAUUGUGUCUGUGUGUUCUUAUUGAGCUUCCCAAAUCUUAAGUAUAGAACCAUAUAAGGGCCUUUAUUUUCAUUUUCACCCUUUAGUUUUGAGCUGCUUUCCCAUUUCUUGACCCAGGAAAUAUUUGAGAACUGAUACUAGGGUAUUCAUGAGUAUUUACUUUUCUACAUAAACUUGCUAAUAUCACUUGCUCAAAGUAAAGUUACCAAAGAUAAUUCCUUUUAAGUCUCCAAGCCUUUUUGAAAAAUGAAUCUUCCUUGUAUAUCUUUGCAUUUUUACAAGGUAAUAAGAAAGGAAACACUGUUCAUUAUAUUCUCAAAUGUAAAAACACUAAGAACUUUAGAAAAACUAAUACUUACUUGAUAGUGAGCAAGGAGACUUCAAAAAGUUCAUGGGAAGUAAAAUUAAAAUACAAGUCUGUUUUGGUGCACAGAUUUUAAAAAGCCUUGCACAGUUUUUUAGUGAUAUGUGUUUUCCAAGAACUUUUUGAAGAUCCUCCAUAUUUCUGUAUUUUUUCUCUAUAUACCUCUAUUACAUCUCCCUGUUUUCUCUGAGUUUCUUUUCCUGCCUUAAGAAUAGUUUACUUGUGCCUUAGAGAUGAGUUGGCUUUCUUCUGGCACCAGUGGUGAGAGCACUGAUUUCUCAUUUCCCUGAAGGUCAAUUGUAUAAUGUGUUAAGUUGCCACUGGCUGUAGGCCUAGGAGUCUGAGUCUGCACUUGAUUCUGGGUCAGACUUGAUGAAGAAUGACUUUCCACUGUUGUUCAGGGAGUAUAGAUAUUUGGGUUGGAAACCGGCUAUUCUAUUUCCUUUUAGUGUAAAAAGGAAGCUUAGUGAUCAUCCCUAACUCUGCUAUUUGCAUUGGUACUGACUGGGGAGUGAGUACAACUCAAAUGGAAAUGACCUUACUGUGUAAUCUGGGGGGAAAUGCACUAGAAAGGGAAUCCCAUCCAUUUAACAGCUAGGGAAAAAAAUGUAUAGCUGUGUAUUUGAGAUCACUGGCAGGAAUGGAAGAGACGAUUCUUUGGUUGCUCUUACAGCAGUGGGGUGGGAAGGAAGCUAACUAGAACAAAGAGGGAGACCUAGAAUAUGGCUAGGUGUGUGGCAGCUGUUAACAUUGUAUUUCCAUGAGAUACUGGCUAAAAUUAAUGUGAAGCACACUCACUGAAUACUCCAUCCAUUGACGAUAAUAUCCAGUGUUUGCGUAAGAGAUCACUAAUGGCACCAGAAGAGUCUUUAAGAUUACAUAGUCUAAGUUCCUGAACACUCUUCUAGCAGAGCCUAAGAGUGAAUAAUUACAUAUUUUAAAGCAGAAGCUUCUUUUGUAGACCAAAGUUAUUGAUAUACUGUGAUUCCAGUUGAUGAACAAUAAAGAAGCAUUUGUUCACUAUCCUUUGG